Molecule: messenger RNA, 2492 nt
Organism: Gamsiella multidivaricata
Lineage: Eukaryota; Fungi; Mortierellomycota; Mortierellomycetes; Mortierellales; Mortierellaceae
Exons: 13
Coding region: 150-2246 (698 amino acids)
Source: RefSeq, a predicted model, not a curated record
ACAGCUCGCGAAGCACGACGUAGCAGACUUUACUUCGAUUCGUUCGAUUCCUUUGCACUCAUUCAAAUCCUCAUCACCAACCGCCUCGAAGCAAGUGCAGCCAAGGACCUCCUUUGCAAAUCAACUUUCCCUCGGUUGCAAUUUCCACCAUGCUGCCAUGGCGUCCUCUCGGGAUGCUGGUCUUUGGCUUGAGUGUCAUAUUCCUGUUUAUCCGCCUGCACGGGGACGGAUACGAUUUCCCAGUUGAAGUGGUCGAGUGCGAAGACAAGCUCGAGUUCAUGAAAACACCCGACCGAACGUUUGUUGAGCUCUCCGGCGUGUAUCAUGACCACUUCCGGGACUCUCACAUCAACCGGGAUCACACCCCAACAGGAGAUGACCAUACCGGCAUUGACGGCGAUGAUAAAUCAAAAGAACAUGGACAAAAGUUCAUGGGUGGUUGGAAUCCACACUGGCAUCUAGGCAAGAAAAAGACGGCAAAGAGUGAAGACGACAUGGAUAUCCUUCAGGGCAAUAGCAGGGAUGACGAGCAAUGGAUCUGGAUGACCAAUAUUUGGCAUGCAGACAGCGAAUGUGGUCCAGGACACUUGCGACAGUACAGACGAAGAUUGGAUCAUGUACUCGCAAGCGACAACUCAUCGACAUGGGAGUUGAUGUAUACACACAAGUUUCCAGGACCUAUUACUCACUCGUCGCUUUCGAAGCGCAUCAUCCCAGAGACUAAUUCGGAUGUGGAGCCGCAGGAAACUCGUGAACAGAGAGGAAAGGAGGCGAUUCGAUUGGCGGUUGUCUAUAAGAUCGUUCGAGACGAACAUGUUGCAUACCACAGCCGUGUAUAUCAUUUUGGUAUCUAUGAAAGCAGUACCGAUCUGAAAGAGUGUGAAUCGACGUCGACAGAGACCUGCCAUACAUACGCGCCGUUUGUGAGCUUUGAUUUUGUCCUUCCAGGAUCGACGCCGAUCAAAGACUUCACUCUCGAGCACGACACAAUUCUCUACUCAAGGAUGAGUGAUACAGCUGCUUUCCGAACCUUGAAGCUGCCGCCACUUAAGCCUGGUGCCACCUCGCCAGAUCGUCCGUACGCCCUGCCAUAUGGCCUGUCUGGACCCUCUUUAAGUUGCAGGGAGAAAAAGAGUGUGCCGUAUCGCAUGAGUUAUCUGGCGAAGGUCCCGUCCAACACUGAAAGCGACGAUUUCCAUGUCAUGAUGGGCCAAGUGCAGGAGUACGCUAAUAAAUGGGAGUAUCAGCUUUCCAUCGCAACUGAGGCCACAGAGGUCGUUACGGGGAACAAGAAGUGGCUAACGGAUCAGCAGUGGCCGACGCGUCAAUACCAAUCGUUGGUCCAGGAGAACGACAUGAUCAACGACGAGCCUCAGGUAUAUGGUGUCUCUGUCCAGAAGCCCUACUUAAUUAGAUCUGCAGACGGAACCUCGAUCCACUUACCCAUCAAGGAUGCCAUCAUAAGCCUGGAAACCCGCGACCACUCUAAUCUGGAAAAUGUGCUCAAAAACAUGAACUCGUUGGACUCGGAAAGCACCCAGCAUGUAAUCGAACUUGUUAGUCACCACAAGUACGACCGCACCGCCCGCUUUCAGCGUCAGCGUCCACAAAAGCGAAAGAUGGGAGCGGAGCACUACCUGAUUCCAAGCUCGAACUUCAAGGAGCAAUGGACGGAGAGCCAUAUCGCUGCUGGGUCCUUGGACACGAUCGAUACUGACAAGGGAACGGUCAACGACGCGACGGAUGUCAUGGUUCUGAGAACAACGCGCAAUGGAAUCUUAAUCUUGAAAAGAGAUAGGGGAGCUCUCGGAUUUGGCCAUUGGCGACUCUCUAUGAUUAUGAACGAUGAAUAUUACAAUCCUGCCCUUGGAAAUAUGGUCAGGAGGGAGGUGCUAGCAAUGAAGAUUGUUAGUGUUGCCGUACCUGCCCACAAAGAGAUAAAAGAUGACGCGAUGGGUGUUUACAAUGACGGCGACGUCUCUUCGUCACCCGGCUUCCAGGUCACGAGUGAAGGGCCCCGUCCAAUUGUAACAGCUACAGCUGCCAAGGAGAAGGGUCCAGGCAUCUCAGAGACGCGCAUUCACAACAUUCUCUUAAUGGUAUACGGUGAUGGAAAGGUUCGCGGAUACGACUUGAACCAGGCCACCGAAUCCUCUUCGUUCGUUCUGUUCCUGACAGAAAAGUACCCUGUUGUCAUCGGCAUGUUAGCGGUCGUGGUUGCGUUUGUUAUUAAUGAAGCCCGUUGAAGGCGCGUGCACGCCUGCAGCAGAGGUACAACCAAAGAGACAUAUCGUAGAAGGCCCGAGUAGCUAUUCUACCCAGCGCUGGGGUCAAUAGAUCAAUAAAAUGUUUCUCAUCUCCCCUUCCCUCCUUGCGCGCGCAUGCCCCCCUGUUGAUCGACUCAACUUAGUUUCAAGGGUGUUGUGCACGGAACCCCCAGCGGAAUGUAAAAAUAGUAGCGCACCGGUCCAGGGGUGACCUGGUACGUGCGG